UACUAGAUAUGUAUUCAUACUGCACUGCACUGUACUGUAAAGCUGCCUGAGAACAAGCCUUCACUACCGACUGUUGACAAACAAGAUUUGAAGGUGCUGUGUCGAGAGAGAAAGCGCCACAAGAUCAUCUAUAUUUAUCAAGAUAACUUGUGGGUGUAGACCAGACUGUACUGCAAGGUACUCUAGCUACUAGAAGGGGAUUCUGACAUGAGGCUGUUUGGAGCAGUACUGUGUCUACUAGCAACACUCCAGGCUACCCUCUCCCAGGAAUGUGUGGAGACAUGUACUACUACUGGUGAGGGGUGGAACUCGAAUGUGGCUGUCGUGGAACGGGGACAAACAUUCCUGACAUUGGAAUGGGAAAUGGACCAACCUGACACAGUGUAUCGAGUGCGAUGGUUUCAAGAGAGAGUGUUUAUAGGAGAAGACAAUACCACGGACCUGAUGUACACAAUGACAGAUCUAACAUCUAACACUCAGUACACAGUGACUAUUUGUCGACAGAUAGUGACAGAUGAUACCUGUGGCAACUGUGACUUGUGUGCCACCACUCUACAAGGCCCUCCCGCUCCUCCAGGGGGCGUGGCUAUACAGGUGAACGGACAAGAGUUUAUCCGGGUGCUGUGGCAGGAACGGAUGGAUGGGGUGGACAUGUGGCACGUCCUCUGCCUCGUCAGCGACACUGGAGAGGUCGUCCAAAACAGCUCGAUACGUUCUGUCAGAGGUACAAGUAUCGUAGGUGUAAAUGUGCUCCAGCUUACCCCUUCAACUACCUACAAUUGUUCCGUGGCUGCUUCCAACUCAUUUGGCCAGGGGGAGUACUCGCCUGUUGUCCAGGGAACCACUUUGGCCAGUACUAGGAGCCCUGGUAUACUCCUCAUGGUGUUUGAUGACAGCGUGAAGAGUCUAAGUCUCACUGUCGAUAGUGUAGAGAUAAGUGGUACCUAUGAGGCAAACGAACAACGCCCUCUGUUCUCCCACACUGCCACUAUUACAGGUAUUGACUACCACUUCCAUCGUGGUCAGAUCUACUUCACUAGUGCUGACCUGAGCCUGUACCGAGUCAAUGUGACACUGUCCUCUGACUCUCUCUCUCUCUUGAACCCAUCAGCCCCUGAGGUGAUACUAGCUGACAGGCCAGCUGAUAGCCUUGGCUCUGUUGCUGUGGACUGGAUCUACAACGAAAUUUAUUGGAUAGAAAACAGCACUAAUGAGAGCAAGAUAAUGCGAGGAGACCUGACGAAUGGCGGCCUGACAGACAGCUACUGUGUACUCUCCACACAAGGCCUGCGACACAUUGCAGUAGAUCCAGUGAGGGGGUGGUUAUUCUGGAGUAGCAUGAGUGGACUCUACAGAGCCCCACUGAGCUCUGUGAGGGCUGGCAACUCAGACUGCCCCGCCCUCUUAGAUAACAUGGAGACGAUUGUCGCAGUACCUGUGAUAUUUUUCACGCCUGAAUCCACCGUGAUAUACCUUAUAUUAGAACAGAGCUGCGUAACCCUUCCCCCCAAUCUUCCCAAUUGUUUAUCAUCAGUCACUGCCAAUGGGAACAACCUGCAAAACUUCAAUGGUGCUCCUGGAGACACUACACUACUGGCUAUUUAUAACAAUCGUGCCCUCCUUGUCCUUAAUACUUCACCAACAAGUGCCAUCCUCGUCGUAACCACUGGUGGUCUGAACACACCCAUUACAGGGGAUAGUGCUUCACAAAGCAUUAACUCUGGUACUGCAAUCACUAACCUAACAAUGAUGAGGGUCUACAGAGACGUCCUACAGCCUCUACCAGUCCCUCCAUUCCCUGUGAGUGACGUGCGUGUCGACUCUGUGGAUGUGUCAGCUCGUGUCUCCUGGACUGUCCCUGUGUUCAGUGGAAGCCUCUUCAGUAAUGACUCGUACCGAGCCUGGGAGUACAGUGUGCAGUACUCUCAACUUUCUUCUGGGCCAAUUACCACCAUUAUAACCUUUGACCCGUACGUAAACCUGGCGGGUCUGACAGGGGGUGCUCUGUACGAACUAGAUAUUGUGGCAAGGGGAUUAAGUGACUCAGAAGAUCUUGAAGUUGGGCUGUUAGUACCUAUUGUGUUCCACACCAGGACAGAUGCUGACCUACAGCUGGUUGUGGCUACUGAGUCUGGUGUCAUAACAACCAACGUAGGGCUCAACAGCGUAUCCGUGUGUGUGGAGAACACAGACUCGAGUGGUGUGGCCUUUGACUCUCACACUGACACUACCUAUUGGUUGACUGAGGGUAGUAGAGGAGAUGUCGUCUCUCGCACUGUGGGGGGCAUUAUUACCAUGGCACCUGACACUGUCUCUAGGGCCUAUGCCCUACGACUUGACUGGGUCACUAGGAGACUCUUCUGGGUACAGGAUGGAAUACAGGAUGGUGAGUCCCGGGUCAUUAACGUGGCGUCAGUGGAAGUGGAGGAUGCUUCCAAUCCAGUGAUUGGUAGUCCAGAGGUGUUCCAGACAUUCUCAGGCACUACUGGAAUUGAGACCACGGCUAUGGACGCCACUAAUGGGUUUUUGUUCUGGGUGAGUGACUCUACAAUCUACCGCAAGAUGCUCAACGGGGAGGGGCUUACCUCCUGCCAUGCUAGCAGCAGUACCCCCACAGCUCUGGCCAUUGACUCAGGGCGGAGGAGGCUGUACUGGCUGAGCAACACAGCCUCCAGCACCCUCACUGUCAAUCAGCUCGAGUACAAUACUGCAGAGUGUGAUACCAACAGUAUUGUGGCACGAGAUCUAUCCAUGAGUGAUUUCUCCUUUGGUACGGCGACUGCCACAGUGAUGGUGUAUGCCUCAGACACUCUCUUCAUUGCCAGUGGCUCCACUAUUCACAGCAUUCCCUCACAGUUCACAAGUGUACCUUCAGACAGAUCCCUGUUUGUGGGUCAACAGCAGGUGACCGACAUCUGCCUAAAUGAUCCGAGCAUCGCUAUAGAAGACAUGACUGUCACCUCCAGAGGAGCCCAGCCCCUACCACCCAAUCUACAGGCUCUUGAGCGAGGCGUAGCUAGAGUGACACCACAAGCUGCCCCCUCUCCUCCCUCAGAAGGCCCUGGGUCCACCAUCACCUCUGUGGUCCUACAGUGGACUGCUCCCCCUCCCGUCCUCCCCAACUCUCCACUCACCUUCAUUCUUAACUACCUCCUCAAUGGAGCCAACCCUGUCCGCAAUGUCAUCCUCAAGGAUACCAAUGUAACAGUAAUGGUAGCUGAGGAAAGGACUCAGGUGAAUAGUAGUCUGGUGACUUGCUCCCUCUGGGUGUGUGGACCACCAACAGCGAUGAGUACAGUACAGUCGCUACCAGCAGUUCCUGGAGUGGUCACUGAUGUGAGGGUGAUCGUGUAUCAGCCAUUAGCGGGGGAGACUGAUCUAACAGGAUUAGUGCUGUGGACUCCACCAGCUGGCUCUAUCAUCGAUAGUUACUCCAUCAACCUCGCCCUCAAUGUUGGGGGGACUCCCCUUCCCUUGGUGUAUCAACCCCCAGGAAAUUUGCCCAAUCACGUCCUCGUCAUGAGAGCAGAUAUCGAUUUUGCUGUGUCUUACCUGGAAGAGGGUACUGCCUACGAUGUCCAGAUCACAGCGUCCAACAUGCCCAGUGGCCCUGGCAUCCCCUCCUCCACUCUCACCUUCACUCUAGAUGGUCCCAACUAUCCUCGUCACCUGUUGGUCCUGGACUCGGGGAAUGCCCAAGUAGCUGGCAUGGAUACGGACUUUGUCACUCCACCAACAACAACGGCAACGCUCACUCAUCUUCUCGCUGACACUAUUGCCAGGGAAGCUUAUUACUUUGACAGGGACAUGUACACCAUCCUCAAGUCAUCACUGCAGUCUGGGGAAAUAGAUACUCUCAAGCUUAUAGGCCCAGAUCUCGAGAUGUUGUCUCUUGCGUAUGACUGGGUUGCCAGGGUUGUCUACUAUGCUGUCAGGACUACCAGUAACCAACUGGAGUUCUAUAGCAUAAGAGUACUGGACAAAGAUAGAAAUGCACUCCUGUUCCCCUCCCUAGACCACACCCUCUCACAAACCACCACCCUCCAACUCACCAUGGACCCUAUGGCAGGAGUCCUGUAUUGGAUCCAGUCUGAUGGCUCCACAAUACAGCUGCUCUCACUAAAUCUCCGUCAGUCUAACUUGACCACACCCACUAUCCUCAGCACCACCUCCCGCCGGAGGAAGCGUCAAUCUGACACCCUCUCCUCUCUCAACCUCACCCCCGUAUUGACCCUUGACCCCAUCACACGGAACCUCUUAGUGGCUACCAGUGAUGGAGACAUCCACUCUUGUAAUAUCACCUCAAGACAGUGCACGCUAUUGGUCGAUGCAGCCACACUGUCUGGAGGAGACACCUCGUCCGUGGGACUACCCCCCACGUCCAUUGCAGCUGAUGAUCGCCACUUGUACUGGAGUGGAGGGACUGGAGUAUAUGCGGUACUGAGGACUGACCCCACCUCUCUCAUCACUGUGUCUAUGACAGGCGCUCCUUCCACACUGACCCCCCUCAGUCCCGGGGCACAGCCACUCGGACGACUCGAGUGCCUGUCUCCACCGUUGCAUAUAAUGGCUAUCAGGCCUGUGCCUAAAGUGGUGGAUAAAACCAGCACCUCGUUGACUAUGGAGUGGGAGGAGCCACCACUGUCAGCCGAGUGUGCCGAUGUGUUCAGCUUUCCCCCCCUCAACUACAUUAUAUCCGUGGCCGAUCCUGGCAUAGAUCGAUUCUUUUUUAAUAAUGCGGGAAUGACUUAUGGAACACGGUUUGAGCUGACAGGGCUCUUGUCCUUUGUUGAGUAUCCUCUAAGCUUGAUUACUGCGAAUGUGUUCUCCCAGCGAAGAUUCUCCUCUGACGACCAGCAAGGAAGCUCUGUGGCGGAUUCCAGUACACGGACUCUCGCAGGAGUUCCCGACGCCCCCACCAUUCUCAAUUCCAACGUGAUUGGCACGUCUAGUGUAGAGCUUAAUUGGGCUCCUGGAGUGUUAAGAGGUGAUCCAAAUAGCGUGGUCUACUUUGUUCGUUCUGAGACUGGUCAGUCGAUAUCAGUCAUGAGUGAGAGCACGACCAUCGACAGCUCUAUAGGAAUACCACCAGGCAGUGACCACCAGUUGCAGGUGGUGUUGUACAAUGGAGCGUUCAACAGUCCAGCUGCUCGUGUGCGUGUGUCAUUCUGGAGACUGCCCCCUCGGCCAUUAUCACAGUCCAUCUCUAGCUCUAACCUCACUGUGAACUUCACUCUAGAGCCAAGUACUCACUCUGACAUCGCGAGUGUGGCUGUGCAGUAUUGUGAGGUGUCUGUUGAAAGCACCAAUUGCAGCUGUCCAGACGACUCCAUCAGAACAGAGUUUCGAGCUGCAAUGACCCCCAUGACCUUUGUGUUCCCCAUCUCUGGUCUAGGAGCGUACACACUGUACUGUGUCCAGAGUGUGGGUAGGUACCGGGAGAUAUCCGGGAAGACAGUACCGGGAGGAGAAGUCACCUCCGGACAAGGACGUGCCGAUAAGUCCUCAACAACGAUGGCUGGUCUUCCAGACCGUGUUGAUGUUAUUACUCUAAGCGGCUCUCUGCUCUCCUGGGAAGCGCCCAAUCCACGAUCACCAUCAGGCAUUAUCAAUUAUCUGGUCUCAGCAAGAGAGGUGGCGGGGAUACGGAAUGCCACCAUGAGGGUGUUCGAUGGAAGAUCACUGGAUCUACAGACUCAGUUCUCUAGUCUGGAGGGGCUGAUCAACUAUGAUGUGAGUGUACAAGCUGUCAAUGACAUUGGCACUGGGCCCCCAAGUGACAGCAUGGUGUUCACCCCGCAGCUAGAACAACCAAUCCUGGGCAUUGGAGCUAUUGUGGGCAUAGCACUGGGCGGGGCUGCCCUCAUUGCACUCUGUCUCGGCUUCUUCCUCUUCUGUGUGUGGUUUGUUCGCCUGAGUCGUCCUAAAGAGCAGGAGAUACGUAGUCUAUCCUACAUGUAUGGACCAGAUCACGAGUUGAGCAACUUAAGGAGUGCCUAUCGCCACGAGCAGGCACAGAACCCCCACUACACCUGGACUAAUGAAGAUUACGUGUGUACUGAUGACGAUCUUGACAAGCUCAGCAAAUUCCCUCGGCACAAUCUUAAACUAGAAAAUUUCAUUGAUCGUGGAGAGUUUGGUGAGGUCUACCAGGGGACAGCCACGGACAUCCUUGGAGUGGACACUGGAGCCACCCCCGUUGCAGUCAAGACGUUAAGGAAAGGUGCUAAUAGUGAAGACCAGAAGAAGUUUUUGUCAGAGGCCUCUCUAAUGAGUAACUUCAACCAUCCUAAUAUCGUGAAGGUGUUGGGGGUGUGUCUUGACAAUGACCCAGUGUACAUCAUCAUGGAGCUCAUGCCAGGAGGUGACUUACUCAAGUUCCUCCGAGAGGCUAAGAGAGACCACGGCCCUGUUCUGUUGACGCUCGCGGAGCAGAUACAGAUCAUGCUGGACGUGGCCCACGGCUGUCGUUACCUCGAACAGCAGCACUUUAUCCAUCGAGACAUUGCAGCGAGGAACUGCCUCGUGUCCAGUAAGGGGGCCGACAGGAUGGUCAAGAUCGGAGACUUUGGUCUAGCGCGAGACCUCUACUCAUCAGACUACUACCAGGUGGAGGGACAACGCAAACUGCCUGUACGAUGGAUGGCCCCUGAGGCAUUGCUCCAGGGCAAGUUCACCGUGGAGUCAGAUACAUGGUCUUUUGGUGUGUUGCUAUGGGAGAUCAUGAGUCUUGGCAACCAGCCCUACCCUGGGCGGAUCAACCAGGAGGUGCUCCAGUUUGUAACUGGAGGGGGCAGAUUAGAAAAGCCAGAGAAAUGCCCCUCCAAAAUCUAUCAUCUGAUGCAGAACUGCUGGAAGAGGUACUCGUCAGAUCGACCACACUUUGAUUCGAUUGUGCCGCUCCUCACCAACUUCCUCGAUCGUAUCAAACGACCUGACAGUGUCUACCACAGUGACUCAGAGUCUGAACCCGAGGAAGAGCCCAAUCUGAGACGAACGUCGUCAGGGAAACCACCCAGUAGAACACCCUCCUUCAAGUCAGGUUUCAUGAAUCUAGCCAGAUCAGGGAGUGUCAAAUUACGUAACAGUUUCCGUCGCCAUGGUAGCAUUCACAAACGAGAGGAGAACAACAUCUCCCAACUUCCUGUAAGCAGUUCAGAAAAUCUCAUUGCAGCUAUAGAAGAUGCAAAUGCCUUCAGAGAAGUUGGACCGUUUUAGAGGGUUUUUAAUCGAUGUGUGCAUAUCAUCACCGUGUGUAUCAUAUAGGCUACAUGAACUGUAGUAGUUAUUUAACUCAGUGUACAUGUGUGGGUCACCUUGCUGCUGCAUGUAUAUGUUAUUACUGUACUCCCAGCUAAUCUUUUUAAUGUUCAUUCUGCACAAGUUCAAUACAUGUAUAUUAUUAUGUACAGUGUAUUUUAAUUACUAUUUUUGACAAUAAGUUGUUCAAUUCACAUG
Molecule: messenger RNA, 7458 nt
Organism: Halichondria panicea
Lineage: Eukaryota; Metazoa; Porifera; Demospongiae; Suberitida; Halichondriidae
Product: proto-oncogene tyrosine-protein kinase ROS-like
Exons: 46
Coding region: 208-7218 (2336 amino acids)
Biological process (GO): positive regulation of kinase activity; cell surface receptor protein tyrosine kinase signaling pathway; regulation of TOR signaling
Cellular component (GO): plasma membrane; signaling receptor complex
Molecular function (GO): ATP binding; protein binding; transmembrane receptor protein tyrosine kinase activity
Source: RefSeq, a predicted model, not a curated record